AGUUAGACACUAAAGUGAUUGAGAAGCUGGAUGAAGAGGCACCCGUGUUGCUUUGCGAUCUGGAGAAGAUCUUUCCUCCAGGGUUUUUUAAUCCGAUGCAACACAUGAUCCUGCACCUCGCGGAGGAGUGCUUAAAGGGGGGCCCGAAUUGGGGCCGUUGGCAGUUUGGUCCCGAGAGAGAAACACAAAAGCUUCGUCAAAUGACUGGCAAUAAAUGCAAGAUCGAAGCAUCCAUAGCCGAGGCAGUCCUGAACGUGGAGGUGGCAAACUUCACCACUAAGCACUAUGAUCCCAACAUUCCCACAAAGCACAACCCGGUCCUCCGUUACAAUGCCGCCAACAAUGAAGAAGUACCCAAGCUUAGCAUCUUCGUGGGGCUUGGUGGCAAGUCAAGUGGCUCGAAGCCGUACAGAACGGACCUACCUGAGCGGACCUUGAUCCACUCGUAUGUCUUAAACACCAUGGUCGAAGUGAAGCCGUACAUCGAGAAAUUCAAGGCUAUACAUUGGAAGAAUACCCACAGGGAGCCUACCCCGGAAGAAUCCAAGCAAAUUUUCGAUAAGGGAGGCGGUUUCGGUUUCAGUAGCUGGUUUUGUAAUUUGGUACUAUUCUAUCCAAAUUAGCUAGCACUUCCUACAUUUAUCGGUCAUUUCUCGUUCUAAACUUCUUGUGCUAAACUUGUAGGCAAGAACUGACAAAGAGAUGAAGUCAGAGCUAAGAAAACUUGCUAGGGGCUUUGACCA
Molecule: messenger RNA, 743 nt
Organism: Lolium perenne
Lineage: Eukaryota; Viridiplantae; Streptophyta; Magnoliopsida; Poales; Poaceae
Source: RefSeq, a predicted model, not a curated record